AUGGAAAAUCAGAUGAUGUUCGAUAAUCUGGAUGAGAAGUUUGAAGACGAAACAUCAGUGGUAAGAUCUCGGAAUUCUCAUGCCACAUUUGCAAAACGAAAAGAUAACGGCCAAGUGGAUAUCCGUCAGUUUCGAUGUGCCUAUUCCGGAAUCAGAACGGGUCAGCUAGUCGUCCGAUUGGUUCCGCAAGAGAAAAUGAAGCAGGCCGCCGAGGCUUUUAGCUCUUCUCCAACCAAAGUAGUGUACAGCUUACAUCGAAAAGCCCAUAUUAGUUCAUCUGCUCUAGCCAGUAUUGAUGUGUGGUCAAAUUUGCCAGUGGACAAAUUGAAGAGACUUACCACAAUUCCGUGGGAGCCCAGGGCUGGUUCAAGAGUACCUCUAGCGGUCACAGAGAACAAUACCGCAAACCGUGUUCCACAAGUCCCCGCUGUAAUGACGGGGUCGUCGGUGUCUGUCUCGAAACCGACCGCAGUGGAAAAAAAUCCCCACGUCAAAACUGUUGAUGUGAAAAAUUUCUUUGCUCCAAUCUCCAAAAAUAAAACCAAAAUAGAUACAGUGACUGCACCGCCUCCCAAACCAGUUCACAAACGCCCAUCAACUUUCAAUGACUCCAAGAAAGAAAACAAACCAGUUUCCAAAUCUCCUGUGGUUGUGGAGGCAAAUAUAACAGACGAUGAAGAGGAAUUCUUGACCAGUUCUGUUACGGUAAGCGCAAAGCGCAAGCGAAUCAUUGUGGAGUCAGAUGAAGAAAUGGAUCCGCCUCCAGCCAUUACGACAGAUUCAAACAAGCCCGAAGUCUCGGAUAAGGUGAACAUUUCUUCGGGAAAGAAACCAACGAAAACAAUAAAACCGCCAGCUCACAAAGAAGUUCUCGUCACAGAUUCUGAAACAGAUUCUCCAAUCGCCCCACGUGGUCGAAAGUCACAGGGGGAGCAAAAGACCGAACAAAGCGGUAGCAGCAGCAGCAGCACUACUCAACAACAGAAACAGAAGAAGAGGAAGAAGAAGAAUCCAGACUCACCGGUUGCCUCUGUCCAGUCUUCAGCCAAUGUGGAAGUCAAUUCGAAAACGGCUAGCAGCUGUUCUUCGUGUUCUAAAUUUGUGGACAAUUCGCAUUCCGGAAAGAAACAUCAUGUCAAACGUCAGGUCAUGAAAACGUUCCAGGAUGACGAAGGCUUUAUGGGUGAGUUCGGUCCACACAUGCUUUCGUACAAUUGA
Molecule: messenger RNA, 1218 nt
Organism: Echinostoma caproni
Lineage: Eukaryota; Metazoa; Platyhelminthes; Trematoda; Plagiorchiida; Echinostomatidae
Source: the annotation of a GenBank genome assembly